Molecule: messenger RNA, 1832 nt
Organism: Carassius auratus (goldfish)
Lineage: Eukaryota; Metazoa; Chordata; Actinopteri; Cypriniformes; Cyprinidae
Gene: irx7
Product: iroquois homeobox 7
Exons: 2
Coding region: 1-942 (313 amino acids)
Biological process (GO): regulation of transcription by RNA polymerase II; neuron differentiation; cell development
Cellular component (GO): nucleus
Molecular function (GO): DNA-binding transcription factor activity, RNA polymerase II-specific; RNA polymerase II cis-regulatory region sequence-specific DNA binding
Source: RefSeq, a predicted model, not a curated record
AUGCCUGCUUCUCCAACGGGGUUUGGAAACUUCUUCAUGGACAGGAACAUCAGCAUGCCCGCUGGAUAUCAAUUACUGGGCUGUCCGCCCGGAAUGCAACAGCCACCGCAACAUCUUGUGGGAAUGCCUGGGGUUCCCUUACCUUUCUCAGGAAUACCGGGGUACAGUUUCAUCCCUUAUCCUCAUCCCGGACACAUGGCACACAUUAGCAAUUCCUAUGACCUGAAGGCUGCAUCUCCGUAUCAAGCUCUCCUCGGACGUGGAGGACCCUAUUACUCUCCAUAUCGUCCCAUGCCAGCUGAUGACCCGAGUAGGGUCACCAAAGUGGCCACCAGAGAGAGCACCAGCGCUUUGAAGGCCUGGCUCAGCGAGCACCUUAAAAACCCAUAUCCCACCAAAGGUGAGAAGAUCAUGCUCGCCAUCGUCACCAAAAUGAGCCUCACGCAGGUGUCCACGUGGUUCGCCAACGCCCGGCGCCGCCUGAAGAAAGAGAACCGGGUCAGCUGGGCCUCCAAAGGAAAGUCCGACGAGGAGGACGAGGAAGAGGAGGGUGAGAGCGAAGAGGAGGGGUCUUUGAGGAAAGGCACGGAGGAUGAAGAUGAAAUCGAUCCUCAAACGGUUGAUGACGAUGAGGAGGAUGUCGCGGGGUCAAAGUCGGUCGAGGGCCGUUUAGCGGAAGGACUGGAUCAGCAAAAGGAAAGUGACAAGUCUGACACGUCGCGUGAGAGCAAAAACGAGGUGUGUAAACAAAACGUCGAUGUCCAGAAACCUAAAAUCUGGUCUCUCGCGGAAACCGCGACUUCAGAUAUCGUCAAGAAACCCAGCGAUCUGAAACAUCUCCACAGUCCAGACUUCGGGAGGUGGUGGGCUGGGUGGCCUUCACGGGAAUCCUACUCGCCUGUGAACCUCUCCACACAUGACCUGCUCAAACAAACUCAAUGAAUCCGUUAAUCCAAGACACUAUAGAUUCAAUUCUGGAUGCACUUUAAAAACAAUUGGGAACGUUUUGUUGUGGAAGUUUGCAUGGGCUACAAGAUUUCACCCAAAUGAUGCGCAGACCUAUUGUGUAAAUAUUGUACAGAUAUUUUGUUUAAAUUAUAAAUGCAUUUACUUGCUGACUUAUUUUUGGUAAAAUAAAACGUUGAAAAAUUAAAAAAGAAAAGUUGUGGUCAAUGGUUAUGGUUAAAGUCUUCGGUAGUGGUUUAGGGUUUGUUUAAAUCAUAUAACUCGUAUACGAGUUGCGUUGAAAUUGUUAUUAAAUAAUAAUAAUAAUAACGUGUUUAAUUGUUUUGCUUUUAGGUUUAGUUACAGCUUACACUUGAUUUCCAGCUGCAAUGCUGUAGUUUCUUAAAGUCAUAAUUAAAGACCCAUUAAUUAGAGCAAUAAGUUACGAAAAGUCUCAAAUUUCAGUUAAUUUAAAUAAGUGUUUGUUACCAGCAACAUAAUUAAACGUUUAACAAUUAUGAACCUUAUGAAAUGUAAUAAUCGAAAUAAAAAAUAAUACAGAUAGUUAUGCUGUUUACACAAGCAAUUAAAGCAUCAACAUGAUGCAGGCAUACCAAGGCUCGCCUCACCCAAUAAAAAACUGGCCACAGAUAGGCCUAAUAAAAGUUAUAAAAUAAAUUUUAAUUUUGUUAGUAAAUCAAAUUCGACAGUAAUUGGCUUUAAAAAAAUAAUGCAGAAUAUUCGCCAUUCGCUGUCUGCCAAAAAAACCCAAAAAAAAACAUGGCAUAUUUUUUUAAAGCUUCAGUAAUGUGUUCGAAAGUCACAUCCAAUCAGAUAUCUAUCGGUUCAAUGGUCACUCCUCUAUCCAUGAUCACUCUCGAAAAAAU